This is a messenger RNA of Dipodomys ordii (Ord's kangaroo rat), 567 nucleotides long. RefSeq names its product protein phosphatase inhibitor 2-like. Lineage: Eukaryota; Metazoa; Chordata; Mammalia; Rodentia; Heteromyidae. The transcript is spliced from 2 exons. Bases 1 to 567 code for a protein of 188 amino acids. The record is from RefSeq and is a predicted model, not a curated record. Gene Ontology annotation, molecular function: protein phosphatase inhibitor activity. Gene Ontology annotation, biological process: regulation of signal transduction.
AUGGCGACCUCGGCGGCCUCGCAGCCGCCCCUCAAGGGCAUCUUGAAGAACAAGACGUCGGGGGCUUCCACGGUGGGGGUCACGCCCCAAGAGUCUCGCCAGAAGGUGGAGGAGGAGAUGAAUAAGAAAUCCCAGAAGUGGGAUGAGAUGAACAUCCUGGCGACCUACCACCCGGCAGGCAAGGACUACGGGUUCAUGAAGGUGGACGAGCCAGGCACGCCCUACCAGAAACUCUCGGCGGCGGUGGGCUCCGAACCCAAGUUCCGCCUGCGGCAGCGGGAAAGCAGCAGCACCGAAGAGGAGGGCGGCCUCUCGUCCCAGGACCAGGAGAAGAGAGAGAAAUUCGAAACGCAGCGCAAGCUGCACUACAGCGAGGGACUGAGCAUCAAACUGGCCCGACGGCUGCUCUCACAAGAACUCUUCGAAGAUGACGACGAAGACGUGGGGUCGGGGACUGCGGAAGGGGGGACGACGAGCAGCAGCGUCAAAGCCAAAGCCGGAGCCUCCUCGUCCAGUCCCGGGUCGACCUCAAAGGAAAAACAGCGGAGCAAAUCACCCAGUUCCUAG